ACAACACCGAACUAUUCACACAGUUGAUCGAGUCCUUGAGUCUCAGUUGUAACCUAGCCGACCUCACGAUCCUUACGCAGUGAAUAGGCACCGGAGCUCAUCUUUAGCCUCUAGCUUCCCCACAUAUUUAAGCGUCACUUCUUACCUUGUUCUCAACCACACCUUCAGAAAGCAUCUUCCAAGAUACCAAGCUUCCUCAUCAACAAAUCAAACUUCCCCUAGCAACCACCAUCAAAAGAAAAACCCUACUCGAGCAUCCACCAUGACGGAGCCAACUACCCCGGAAAUCAACAUCAAGCUCGAAACUCCACCCUACAUGCAGCACGACUACUUCCACCAGCUGCCCGACCACCAGCAGCUGAGUCCCCUGCCGCAUGAGCAGCCGCAGCAGGUGCAGGUGCAGCCGAUCCCGUCCGCGGCGCUGGACCCACUGCUUCUCGGCCCCGCCGCGCAGCCGCUCAGCCCGCCCGCCCAGGAACCCCACCGCGUCCCGCUGAGCUACUGCCAGCUCCACGACCGCGUGCGCUGCACCGUCACCACCGACGGCAAGCGCUGCAAUCGCCAGUUCGACAACGAGGGCCGGCUGCGCGCGCACCACCGCCGGUUGCACGAUAAACUGAUGGACCCGUGCCCGUUCUGCGGACAGCGGUUCCAGGGCCGGUUCUCCUGGGGAUUGCAUAUGGAGAAGGAACAUGGGGUGUUUGUGGCGGAUUGCAAGGUUGAGGAGGGCGACGAGGUGAAGAUCAUACAGUUAGGAGGGGUUGGAGGGGUUCUUCAGUAGGGGGUUGGGGUGUUCCCCGGUAGAAAACGUUGAGGUAUUUCACAGGGCGGCGUUCGAGGCGUUCUCCAGCAGGAGACUAAUGCAUGAUGCAUCCAGGAUUGGUAGAUAGAUACACACCCUGCAGAGGAUUCUAUGG
Molecule: messenger RNA, 917 nt
Organism: Aspergillus japonicus CBS 114.51
Lineage: Eukaryota; Fungi; Ascomycota; Eurotiomycetes; Eurotiales; Aspergillaceae
Exons: 1
Coding region: 263-781 (172 amino acids)
Source: RefSeq, a predicted model, not a curated record